AUGCCAGCCACCGGGACUCCCGCGAUCGCCCCCCGCGCGCGCCGCGCCGCGGACCCCACGGGCUUUCGGCCGACACCUGCGGCGCCGCCCUGGCUGCCGCUGCUUCUCCUGUCACUGGGAAGCCUCCUCUCCGCCCAGCCCGCGGCCCCCGGCGGCGCAGCCCUGCUGUCCCCGGGUCUCUCGGGGGCUGCUGGGGUCCCGGCGGAGGAAGCCAUCGUGUUGGUGAACCGCGGACUCCGGGUACCUUUCGGACGGGAAGUGUGGCUGGACCCGCUGCACGAUCUCGUGUUGCAGGUGCAGCCUGGGGACCGCUGCUGGGUGACCGUGCUGGACAACGACGCGCUGGCCCAGCGGCCCGGCCGCCUGGGUCCCAAGCGCUUCCCGUGCGACUUCGGCCCCGGGGAGGUGCGUUAUUCUCACCUGGGCGCGCGCAGCCCAUCCCGGGACCGAGUCCGGCUGCAGCUGCGUUAUGACGCUCCCGGAGGGACCGUCGUGCUACCUCUAGCCCUGGAGGUGGAAGUGGUCUUCACCCAGCUGGAGGUGGUGACUCGAAACUUGCCCCUGGUCGUGGAAGAACUAUUGGGGACCAGCAACGCCCUGGAUGCACGCACUUUGGAGUUCGCCUACCAGCCCGAGAAGGAGGAGUGUCGCGUGGGCAUCCGGCCGGGCUUGGGUGCGCUGCCUCGCUAUGGAGAACUCCUCCACUACCCGCAGAUCCCGGGAGGAACCCGAGGAGGCGACCCCGAGCCUCUGUUGAUGGACUGCAGAGCGUUUCAGGAGUUAGGCGUCCGUUACCGCCACACAGCUUCCAGCAACUCGCCAAACCGGGACUGGGUACCCAUGGUGGUGGAGCUGCGUUCCCGGGGAGCUCCGGUAGGAAGUCCUGCUUUAAAACGCGAGCACUUCCAGGUGCUGGUGAGGAUCCGAGGAGGAGCUGAGAACACCGCCCCCAAACCCAGUUUUGUGGCCAUGAUGAUGAUGGAGGUGGACCAGUUCGUCCUGACCGCCCUGACUCUGGACAUGCUGGCGGCUGAAGACGCUGAGUCUCCGCCUGACCUGCUGAUCUUUAACCUUACCUCUCCCUUCCAGCCUGGGCAGGGCUACUUGGUGAGCACGGAUGACCGCAGCCUGCCCCUCUCUUCCUUCACUCAGAGGGACCUGCGCCUUCUGAAAAUUGCCUACCAGCCCCCUUCUGAAGACUCAGAUGAGGAGCGUCUCUUUGAGUUGGAACUGGAGGUGGUGGAUCCAGAGGGAGCAGCCUCUGAUCCUUUUGCCUUCAUGGUAGUGGUGAAACCCAUGAACACGCUGGCCCCAGUGGUCACCCGGAACACUGGUCUUAUUCUCUAUGAAGGUCAGUCUCGGCCCCUCGCGGGUCCUGCAGGCGGUGGUGGACUGCAGAACUUGGUCAUCAGUGAUGAGGAUGAUCUGGAAGCAGUACGGCUGGAGGUGGUGGCUGGACUCCGGCAUGGUCACCUCUUCAUUCUGGGGGCUCCCAGUGGUAGCUCUGCUCCCAAGACCUUCACAGUGGCAGAGCUGGCAGCUGGCCAGGUGGUCUACCAACAUGAUGACAAAGAUGGCUCGCUGAGUGACAACCUGGUCCUCCGCAUGGUGGAUGGAGGAGGCAGACACCAGGUCCAGUUCCUGUUUCCCAUCACCUUAGUGCCUGUGGAUGACCAGCCACCUGUCCUCAAUGCCAACACGGGGCUGACACUGGCAGAGGGGGACACGGUGCCCAUCCCACCCCUUGCUCUGAGUGCCACGGACAUGGAUUCAGAUGACUCACUGCUUCGUUUUGUGUUGGAGUCUCCCUUUCCCACCAUGGGGCAUCUUCUUCUUCGCCAGAGUCACUCUCCUGGGGAGGAGCCAGAGCUGACCAGGGGCCCGUGGAGGAAGCAGGGAGCAUUUUAUGAACGAAGAGUGACAGAGUGGCAGCAGCAGGACAUAACCCAAGGGAGGUUGUUCUACAGACACUCUGGGCCCCACAGUCCUGGAUCAGUGAUGGACCAGUUCACAUUUCGAGUCCAGGAUAACCACGACCCUCCGAAUCAAUCUGGACUUCAAAAGUUCAUGAUACGCAUUCAUCCGGUGGAUCGGCUCCCUCCAGAGCUGGGUAGCGGCUGUCCCCUUCGGAUGGUGGUGCAGGAAUCUCAGCUCACACCCCUGAGGAAGAAGUGGCUGCGUUACACUGAUGUGGACACAGAUGACCGAGAACUUCGUUACACUGUGACCCAGCCCCCCGUGGACACAGAUGAAAACCAUGCACCUGCCCCUCUGGGUACUUUGGUCCUGACUGAUAACCCCUCAGUCGUGGUAACCCAUUUUACGCAGGCACAGGUCAACCACCAUAAAAUUGCUUACAGACCUCCAAGUCAAGAGCUGGGAGUGGCUGCUCGAGUGGCCCAGUUCCAAUUCCAGGUGGAGGACCGAGCUGGAAAUGUGGCUCCUGGCACCUUCACCCUUUACUUGCAGCCCGUGGACAACCAGCCACCUGAGAUCCUAAACACCGGCUUCACUAUUCAGGAGAAGGGCCUCCACGUCCUGACCGAGACUGAGUUGCACGUGAAGGAUGUUGAUACCGAUGUGGGCCACAUCUCUUUCACUCUCACAGAGGAACCCAAACAUGGCCACAUGCGAGUGUCUGGACAAACACUGCAUGUAGGAGAGAUCUUCUAUGUGGAAGACAUCAAACAAGGCCGGAUUUCCUACCUUCAUUCCGGGGACAAGUCGUUGGCUGAUAGCUGCUCCUUGGAGGUGAGUGACAGACACCACGUGGUGCCAAUUACGCUUAGAGUGAAUGUUCGCCCCGUAGAACAUGAGGCCCCCAUGCUGACCCUUCCUGCUGGGAAAAUAGAAUCUUAUCUGGAUGUCUUAGAAAAUGAGGCUACUGAAGUCACGGCUAAUGUUAUUAAGGGGACUGAUGAGUACACAGAUGAUUUGAUGUUGACUUUCCUCUUAGAAGACCCACCCUUGUAUGGGGAAGUCCUGGUGAAUGGAGCUCCAGCAGAGCACUUUACUCAAAAGGACAUUUUGGAGGGCUCUGUUGUCUAUACCCACACCAGUGGUGAGAUUGGUCAGUUGCCCAGAGCAGACUCUUUUAACCUGAGUCUGUCAGAUACAUCUCAAGAAUGGACAGUUGGUGGCAAUACUAUCCAAGGUGUUACUGUGUGGGUGACCAUCCUGCCUGUGGAUAACCAGGCCCCAGAAAUUUCAGUGGGUGAACAGUUUAUAGUAUUGGAAGGUGAUAAAGGUGUGAUCACCUCCAUGCACAUCAGUGCUGAAGACAUUGAUUCCCCAAAUGAUGACCUCUUAUGUACCAUAGUGAUUCAGCCAACUUCAGGUUACGUGGAGAACAUUUCUCCAGCCCCAGGCUCUGAGAAAUCAAGAGCAGGGAUUGCCAUCAGUGCCUUCACUCUGAAAGAUCUGAGGCAGGGUCACAUUAACUAUAUUCAGAGUGUCCAUAAAGGGGUGGAGCCCGUGGAAGAUCGAUUUGUAUUCCGUUGCUCUGAUGGCAUUAACUUCUCAGAGAGACAGUUUUUCCCCAUUGUCAUCAUUCCUACCAACGAUGAACAGCCAGAACUGUUUAUGAGAGAAUUUAUGGUAAUGGAAGGCAUGAGUCUGGUGAUCGACACCCCCAUUCUCAAUGCUGCUGAUGCCGACAUCCCUCCUGAUGAGUUAACUUUUGUCAUCACCCAGUUUCCUGCUCAUGGUCAUAUCAUGAGCCAGCUGAUAAAUGGCACUGUCUUGGUGGAAAGCUUCACCCUAGACCAAAUCAUAGAAAGUUCCAGCAUUAUCUAUGAGCAUGAUGACUCUGAGACCCAGGAAGACAGUUUUGUGAUUAAACUCACAGAUGGCAAGUAUUCUGUGGAAAAGGUGGUCCUCAUCAUGGUUAUUCCUGUGGAUGAUGAGACCCCCAGAAUGACCAUCAAUAAUGGAUUGGAGAUAGAAAUUGGGGAAACCCAAACGAUCAACAACAAAAUACUAAUGGCCACUGAUUUGGACUCUGAAGACAAAUCCUUGGUUUAUAUUAUCCGUUAUGGGCCAGGACAUGGUUUUCUCCAGCGACAAAAACCUACAGGUGUCUUUGAAAAUAUCACACUGGGCAUGAAUUUUACCCAGGAUGAAGUGGACAGAAAUGUCAUCCAAUACGUCCACGUUGGGCAGGAAGGCAUUCGGGAUCUAAUUAAAUUUGAUGUGACUGAUGGAAUAAAUGCCCUCAUAGAUCGUUACUUUUAUAUCUCCAUUGGGAGUGUUGACAUGGUCUUCCCUGACGUGGUCAGCAAGGGAGUCUCCUUAAAGGAAGGUGGCAAGGUCACUCUCACAACAGACCUCCUCAGCACCAGUGACCUGAACAGUCCUGAUGAAAACUUGGUCUUUACCAUCACCCGGGCUCCCAUGAGAGGCCACCUAGAAUGCACAGAUCAACUUGGAAUCUCCAUCACAUCUUUCACUCAGCUCCAACUAGCUGGUAACAAAAUCUACUACAUCCACACAGCUGAGGACGAGGUGAAGAUGGACAGCUUUGAGUUUCAAGUCACCGAUGGGCGUAACCCAGUCUUUCGCACAUUCCGUAUCUCCAUCAGUGAUGUGGACAACAAAAAGCCAGUGGUUACCAUCCAUAGCUUGGUGGUCACUGAAAGUGAGAGCAAGCUGAUCACUCCCUUUGAGCUCACUGUGGAAGACAGAGAUACUCCAGACCAACUCUUGAAAUUCACCAUCACCCAGAUCCCUGUUCAUGGUCAUCUCCUCUUCAACCAUACCAAACCUGUCAUGGUGUUUACCAAGCAAGACUUGAACGAGAACUUAAUCAGCUACAAACAUGAUGGCACAGAGUCAAGUGAAGAUAGCUUCUCUUUCACCGUGACUGAUGGUACUCAUACAGACUUCUAUGUUUUUCCUGAUACAGUAUUUGAAACAAGGAGACCCCAAAUGAUGAAGAUUCAGAUCUUAGCUGUUGACAAUAACAUCCCCCAAAUUACAGUCAAUAAAGGGGCCUCUAUGCUCCGCAUCCUGACCACUGGCCACUUGGGGUUCAUGAUCACAAACAAAAUAUUGAAAGUGGAGGACAGAGACAGUCUACACUUUUCUCUUAGAUUUAUUGUGACCAAGGCCCCUCAACAUGGAUACCUCCUCAACCUGGGCAAAGGCAACCACAGCAUCACCCAUUUUACCCAAGCUGACAUUGAUGACAUGAAAAUCUGCUACGUUUUACGAGAAGGAGCAAAUGCCACAAGUGACAUGUUCCGUUUUGCAGUUGAAGAUGGUGGGGGAAACCGGUUAACCAACCAGCAUUUUCGUCUGAAUUGGGCAUGGAUCUCUUUUGAAAAGGAAUAUUAUCUGGUCAACGAAGACUCCAAAUUUCUAGAUGUCAUCCUUAAACGCAGAGGUUACUUGGGAGAAACUUCAUUUAUAAGUAUUGGCACGAGAGAUGGGACUGCGGUGAAAGACAAAGACUUCAAGGGCAAAGCUCAAAAGCAAGUGCAAUUCAACCCGGGCCAAACCAGGGCCACGUGGAGGGUGCGGAUCCUGAGCGAUGGUACACAUGAGCAGUCGGAGACCUUCCAGGUGAUUCUCUCGGAACCAGUGCUGGCCGCCCUGGAGUUCCCUGCGGUGACCACCGUGGAGAUCGUGGACCCCGGAGAUGAGUCAACUGUAUUCAUCCCUCAGUCUGAAUACAGCAUUGAAGAAGAUGUGGGUGAAUUGCUUAUUCCCCUCCAGAGGACUGGGGAUGUCAGCCAGGAGCUGAUGGUGAUCUGCUACACAGAGCAAGGAACAGCAACUGGAACUGUGCCUACUUCCGUGUUGUCCUACUCUGAUUACAUAUCCAGGCCUGAGGACCACACCAGUGUCAUUCGCUUUGACAGAGAGGAACGGGAAAAAGCAUGUCGCAUCAUUGUUAUUGAUGACUCCUUGUACGAAGAGGAGGAGAGCUUCCAGGUCCGGCUGAGCAUGCCCAUGGGUGGGAAAAUGGGCUCAGAGUUCCCAGGAGCUCGGGUUACCAUCCUCCCUGACAAAGAUGAUGAACCCAUCUUCUACUUUGGUGAUGUCCAGUACUCAGUGGAUGAGAGCGCAGGCUACGUGGAGGUACAGGUGUGGAGGACAGGCACCGACCUCUCCAGGCCAUCUAGCAUCACAGUGAGAUCUCAGAAAACUGAUCCACCCUCUGCCGAUGCUGGAACUGACUAUGUGGGAAUCAGCCGUAAUCUGGAUUUUGCCCCUGGAGUGAACAUGCAGAGAGUUCGGAUUAUUAUUGUGGACGACCUUGGACAGCCCGUGCUGGAGGGAGUUGAGAAGUUUGAGCUGGUACUUCGUAUGCCUGUGAAUGCUGCCCUUGGCGAGCCCAGCAAAGCCACCGUGUACAUCAACGACUCUGUCUCUGACUUGCCAAAGAUGCAAUUCAAAGAAAGAGUGCACACUGGCAGUGAAAAGGAUGGGCAGAUCGUUGCAGGAAUCCGCAGGAGCGGGGAUGUCCAGUUCACGUCUUCCGUGAGAUGCUACACCAGGCAGGGCUCUGCACAGGUGAUGAUGGACUUCGAAGAACGUCCCAACACUGACAUCUCCACCAUCACAUUCCUCCCAGGUGAGACAGAAAAGCCAUGCAUCCUGGAAUUGAUGGAUGACACGGUCUAUGAGGAAGUCGAGGAGUUGCGCCUGGUACUUGGGAGUCCACAAAGCAGCUCUCCCUUUGGGGCUGCAGUUGGUGAACAAAAUGAAACCCUGAUAAGGAUCCAAGAUGAUGCUGAUAAGUCCAUUAUCAAAUUUGGAGAAACCAAAUUUAGUGUCACUGAACCUAAAGAAUCAAGAGAAUCAGUGGUGGUCAGAAUUCCUGUGAUUCGCCAAGGAGAUACUUCCAAGGUUUCCAUCGUGAGGGUCCACACCAAAGACGGUUCUGCCACCUCUGGAGAAGACUAUCACCCUGUGUCCGAAGAAAUUGAGUUUAAGGAAGGAGAAACGCAGCAUGUUGUUGAAAUUGAAGUAUUAUUUGAUGGGGUCAGAGAGAUGAGAGAGGCCUUCACUGUACACUUAAAACCCGAUGAAAACAUGGUAGCAGAGACGCAGGUCACCAAAGCCAUUGUGUACAUUGAAGAAAUAAACAACAUGGCAGAUGUCACUUUUCCUUCUGUCCCUCAAAUUGUGUCCUUGCUAAUAUAUGAUGACACUUCCAAAGCUAAAGAGGGCACUGGACCUGCGUCUGGCUAUCCUGUCGUCUGUGUUACGGCUUGUAACCCCAAAUAUUCUGACUAUGACAAAACAGGGUCUAUUUGUGCAAGCGAGAACAUCAAUGACACGUUGACCCGCUACCGAUGGCUGAUCAGUGCUCCAGCUGGCCCUGACGGUGUGACCAGCCCCAUGAGAGAGGUGGACUUCGACACUUUUUUUACAUCCUCCAAGAUAAUCACCUUAGACUCCAUAUACUUCCAGCCUGGAUCUCGAGUGCAGUGUGCGGCUCGAGCUGUGAACAUGGAUGGCAAUGAAGGCUUGGAGCUGAUGAGCCCAAUUAUAACGAUUGGCAGAGAAGAAGGCCUUUGUCAACCUCGUGUGCCUGGAGUUGUGGGGGCUGAGCCAUUCUCAGCUAAGUUGCGAUACACAGGCCCUGAAGACUCAGACUUUGCAAACCUGAUCAAACUCACAGUCACGAUGCCACACAUUGACGGCAUGCUCCCUGUGAUCUCCACUCGAGAGCUCUCCAACUUCGAGCUGAUCCUUAGCCCUGAUGGGACGAGAGUUGGGAACCACAAGUGCUCCAACCUCCUGGACUACACAGAGGUGAAGACCCACCACGGUUUCCUCACGGAGGCCACCAAAAACCCCGAAGUCAUCGGAGAGACCUAUCCUUACCAGUACAGCUCUCCCAUCCGAGGCUCCAACACCUUACGCUUCUACCGAAACUUGAACCUGGAGGCCUGCCUGUGGGAGUUUGUCAGCUACUAUGACAUGUCAGAGCUCCUCACUGACUGCGGAGGCACCAUCGGGACUGAUGGCCAGGUCCUCAACUUGGUACAGUCCUAUGUGACCCUUCGAGUUCCUCUGUAUGUUUCCUACGUGUUCCAUUCCCCAGUUGGGGUUGGAGGCUGGCAGCAUUUUGACUUGAAGUCAGAGCUUCGUUUGACUUUUGUGUACGACACUGCCAUCUUGUGGAAUGAUGGCAUUGGCAGCCCACCAGAAGCUGAACUCCAGGGUUCUCUCUAUCCAACCAGUAUGCGCAUUGGUGAAGAGGGUCGUCUGGCUGUGAACUUCAAGACAGAGGCUCAGUUCCAUGGCUUGUUUGUGCUGUCACAUCCAGCGUCCUUCACAAGUUCAAUGAUCAUGUCAGCUGACCAUCCAGGCCUGACCUUUUCCCUCCGCCUCAUAAGGAGUGAACCAACCUAUAACCAGCCUGUACAGCAAUGGAGCUUUGUCUCUGACUUUGCAGUACGUGACUACUCAGGAACCUACACUGUGAAGCUGGUGCCGUGCACCACACCAUCCAAUCAGGAGUACCACCUGCCAGUCACCUGCAACCCCAGAGAGCCUGUCACCUUUGACCUUGACAUUCGAUUCCAACAGGUCAGUGAUCCCGUGGCAGCAGAAUUCAGCCUGAACACCCACAUGUACCUGCUCUCCAAGAAGAGUCUCUGGUUGUCAGAUGGCUCCAUGGGAUUUGGGCAAGAGAGUGACGUUGCUUUUGCAGAAGGGGAUGUAAUUUAUGGUCGUGUCAUGGUAGAUCCUGUCCAGAAUCUAGGUGACUCCUUUUACUGCAGCAUUGAGAAAGUAUUCCUGUGCACGGGAGCUGAUGGCUACGUGCCCAAGUAUAGUCCAGCAAAUGAAGAAUACGGCUGCUUAGCAGAUUCCCCUUCGCUCCUCUAUAGAUUUAAAAUUGUGGACAAAGCCCAGCCAGAGACACAAGCCACCAGUUUUGGAAAUGUGCUCUUUAAUGCUAAACUGGCAGUAGAUGAUCCCGAAGCCAUUCUCUUAGUGAAUCAGCCUGGGUCCGAUGGAUUUAAAGUUGACUCAACGCCGCUGUUUCAAGUCACUCUGGGCCGAGAAUGGUACCUACACACAAUCUAUACAGUAAGAUCAAAAGACAAUACCCUCCGAGGGAUUGGCAAAAGGAGUGUGGAGUACCAGUACCACUCGCUGGUGCGCCAUGCAGAUUCCCAGGCAACUUCAACGAGCAGGAAGAAGAGAGAGAUCAGAAGCACACCCUCACUGGCCUGGGAAAUUGGUGCUGAAAACAACCGAGGCACAAACAUCCAGCAUAUCACCCUGGACCGCAGCACCAAGAGGCAAAUCCCGCAAGGGAGAGUUCCUCCUGAUGGCAUCCUUCCCCGGGAGUUCAACAAUCCUGGCUCUGACAUCAGCUUGAUCACUGCCUUGGGCGGCAUUGCAGUGGGAUUACUCACCGUGUGCCUCUCCAUCAUUGCAGCCAUGGUGUGCCGGAGGAAGAAGAGCAUCAGAGCAAAGGAUGCUGCCAAGGGCUCUGGCAGCAGUGAGCCUAUGAUGUCCCCACAGAACCACCAUGGUGACAGCUCAGAGGUGUGAAUACCGCAGGUAGCAUUCAACCUUUUUCCUAAGUGCCUCAGAAAACAUGACACCAGAGCCCCCAGAUAGAUGGUAGAGAAUUGGGGACUUCCAUGAUGAAGCUGCUCAGAGCACCUGCCUGUGCUAAAGUACUUGGGUUUAUAUGGUAUCUAUUCUCUUAAGCAUGGAAAGACAUUUUUGGACCACAUCGUUCCUCUUGCCCAGAAGGCUUCCAAGAUGUGGUCACACAUAGACAGAACCAUGAAUGGGUGGUGAGGAGUUCACUUCCUGUUCUGGGUAUGCUCUCUACACUGUGGAGACGAUCUAUUCAAAGGUGCUAACAGGCUCUCUGGGAAAUCUGAGAGUCUAUUGUGGCUAUGUGUGAGUAAACUUUGAAGGUGCAAUGAUCACUUGUUCAUUCAUUGUAUAACUGAUUAUUAGUAGAAAUAGUUUUAACUGGUAGUCUGGAAGGGUGAUGAACACACUGUUUAUGAUGACAAGUUUUCCACUCAGUGAAGACAGCAUAGAAAUAUGACCAGGGCUUGCUCAUCUUGGCUACUAUUUAGGAGAGAGUGGAAAGAAAGAUAGAAAGAAGGGAACUUCCUCACUUGGAAUUGAAUUUUGUUCUUUUCAGGCCCUCCUUCUUCUAUUUGUUUAUUUAAUUUAAAUUAAACCAAAGAAUAUGUUAA
Dipodomys spectabilis (banner-tailed kangaroo rat) is the source of this 10187-nucleotide messenger RNA. It is a transcript of the gene Frem2, whose product is annotated as FRAS1 related extracellular matrix 2. Gene Ontology annotation, cellular component: membrane. The record is from RefSeq and is a predicted model, not a curated record. Gene Ontology annotation, biological process: cell communication. Bases 1 to 9519 code for a protein of 3172 amino acids. Lineage: Eukaryota; Metazoa; Chordata; Mammalia; Rodentia; Heteromyidae. The transcript has 24 exons.